CUCUCUCUCCCUCUCUCUCUCUCCAAUUUUUCUUCCUUCUACAUGUAUCUUUUUAUUCGGUAAUUAUUUUCAAUGAUAAAAGUGCUGAAAAUAUUUUCAAAUAUAACAAAAUUAUGUCACUAUCUAUUGGUGAUAGACCUCGAUAGACUUCUAUCGCUAAUACUAAUAUCGCGGUCUAUCAUUAGUAGAUAGUAAAAUUUUGCUAUAUUUGUAAAUAAGUUGACUCAUUUUUCUUUAUUUGAAAACUUCUUUUGAUAUGUAAUUGUGUCUUUAAUUGAAGAUGUAAGAGAUCUCUCUCAAACCGCACAAUGAAGAUUAGACAAAUGUUGAUGUUUUUGUCAAUAACAAUAGCAAUACUUGCAACUUCAAGUGCUGCUGUGGAUCAACAAAGUUACAUAAUUCAUAUGGACACCUCAAAGAUGGCCACCGCCAACAACCCUGAACAAUGGUACACAGUCAUGAUCGAUUCAGUCAAUGAACUCGCAUCUCUCGACAACGACAACAACGAAGAAGAAGCAUCAACCGCUGCCGAGAUUCUCUACGUUUACAAAACUGCCAUUUCAGGUUUUGCUGCAAAGCUCUCCACAAAACACCUUCAUUCUUUAAGCAAAAUUCCAGGCUUUCUAGCAGCCACUCCAAAUAAACUACUUCAGCUUCACACUACUCACUCCCCUCAGUUUCUCGGCCUAAAAAGAGGCCGUGGUCUUUGGAAUUCUUCAAACUUAGCUUCUGAUAUAAUUAUUGGUUUGCUUGACACUGGCAUUUGGCCUGAGCAUAUAAGUUUUCAAGACAAGGGUCUGUCCCCUGUGCCCACAAAAUGGAAAGGAAUUUGCCAAGCAGGCCCAAAGUUCUCACCUUCAAAUUGUAACAAAAAGCUCAUUGGAGCAAGAGCCUUCAUUCAAGGUUACGAGGCCGUUGUCGGUAGAUUGAACGAAACAGGGACGUUUCGAUCGCCCCGAGACUCAGAUGGGCAUGGGACGCAUACGGCUUCAACUGCUGCUGGAAAUUUUGUAAACAGAGCAAGCUUUUAUAACCAAGCCUUGGGAGCAGCCACUGGAAUGAGGUUCACUUCAAGGAUUGCAGCAUACAAGGUAUGCUGGCCUGAAGGGUGUGCCAGUGCCGAUAUUUUGGCAGCCAUGGAUCACGCCAUUGCCGAUGGUGUUGAUGUUCUAUCGAUCUCCUUGGGUGGCGGUUCUGGUAUUUUUUACAGCGAUGAAAUCGCCAUAGCUGCAUUUGGUGCUAUUCAACAAGGAGUUUUUGUUUCAUGUUCAGCUGGUAAUUCUGGCCCAUAUAUCUCAACUGUUGGUAAUGUAGCACCAUGGAUCAUGACAGUUGCUGCUAGUUACACUGAUAGAACCUUCCCAACCACUGUAAAGCUUGGAAAUGGAAAAGUUUUUGAAGGCUCUUCUUUGUAUUUUGGCAAGAAUAUAAAUGAAAUCCCACUUGUUUAUAACAAUACUGCUGGUGAUGGUGAAGAAUCAAAUGUUUGUACUGCUGGUUCACUUGUCCCAUCAAUGGUGAAGGGAAAAAUUGUUGUAUGUGAAAGAGGAACAAACUCAAGAACUGCAAAAGGAGAGCAAGUGAAAUUAGCUGGAGGAGCUGGGAUGAUUCUAAUCAACACACAACUUGAAGGUGAAGAGCUUAUAGCUGAUUCACAUGUUUUGCCUGCCACUGCUGUUGGAGCUUCAGCUAGCAAAGCUAUCAUAGAUUAUAUAGCUUCCUCGAAACAUCAAGCGAAAGCUUCAAUAACGUUCAAAGGGACUAAAUAUGGAAGCCAAGCGCCUAGAGUGGCCGCAUUUUCAUCUCGAGGCCCAAGCUUUUUUAAACCAUACGUGAUAAAGCCAGACAUAACCGCGCCUGGCGUUAAUAUAUUGGCCGCUUGGCCGCCCAUUGUGAGCCCCAGUGAGCUCGAGUCUGAUAAAAGAAGAGUAUUGUUCAAUAUCAUUUCAGGGACUUCUAUGUCGUGCCCUCAUGUUAGCGGUUUAGCUGCAUUGCUUAAAUCAGCUCACAAGGAUUGGUCACCUGCCGCGAUUAAAUCAGCCCUUAUGACGACAGCUUACGUUACUGAUAACAAAAACCAUCUCAUUUCCGAUGUCAGCCGUGCUAGUGGUGGUCCUGCGGACCCUUAUGCGUUUGGUUCUGGCCAUGUCGAUCCCGAGAAAGCUUCCAAUCCCGGGCUUGUCUACGAUAUUGCGCCCCAAGACUACAUAAACUACCUGUGUAGCUUGAAGUAUAACUCAGCACAAAUUGCUUUAGUUUCAAGAGGGAAAUUCACAUGUUCAUCAAAAAGAAAAUUUCUUCAGCCAGGAGACUUGAACUAUCCUUCUUUCUCUCUGUUCAUGAAGAAGAAAGCAAAAAAUGUUACCAUUACAUUUAAGAGAACAGUGACAAAUGUUGGUAUCCCAAGGAGUGAUUACACUGCUAAAAUCAACAACCCAGAAGGCAUAAGAGUUAUUGUGAAGCCUGAGAAGUUGAGUUUUGUGAGAUUGGGAGGGAAGUUGAGUUACAAAGUGAGUUUUGUUGCAUUAGGAAAAAGAGAAACUUUGGAUGAUUUUUCCUUUGGAUCUCUUGUUUGGCAAUCAGGAAAAUAUGCUGUUAGAAGUCCAAUAGCAGUAACUUGGCAGUAGAGAGGAGAUGUGAACUGGUUGCACUUUGGAGCAUUUCAUUUCAGCUUAUAUAUUUUGGGAUUACCAAAGUUUCAGCUAAUUUAUAUAACCAAAUUUUAAUAUCAUCCUGAAUUUCUAUGGCGUGAUAAUGUAAUGUUUGAACACAAAACUAGGGACAAUACUUCCAUUAUAAGUGUUAGAUUUCUGCUAUUGGCUAUAUAUUUCUUUAGGAAUUCUGAUUAUUCUUCUUGGACUGUUUUUAGUGUUGUAUCAGAAUAUGUCUUAGCGGAAAGUUAUCUCAGAAGCUGUUUCACAGGA
Benincasa hispida (wax gourd) is the source of this 2924-nucleotide messenger RNA. NCBI's taxonomy places the organism in Eukaryota, Viridiplantae, Streptophyta, Magnoliopsida, Cucurbitales, Cucurbitaceae. The record is from RefSeq and is a predicted model, not a curated record.